Molecule: messenger RNA, 3721 nt
Organism: Strongylocentrotus purpuratus (purple sea urchin)
Lineage: Eukaryota; Metazoa; Echinodermata; Echinoidea; Camarodonta; Strongylocentrotidae
Product: zinc finger protein SNAI2
Exons: 3
Coding region: 636-1793 (385 amino acids)
Biological process (GO): regulation of DNA-templated transcription
Molecular function (GO): RNA polymerase II cis-regulatory region sequence-specific DNA binding; DNA-binding transcription factor activity, RNA polymerase II-specific
Source: RefSeq, a predicted model, not a curated record
UGAUGCGUGCUGGAGCUGGCCCAUCCCACCCCUGGACUGGUAUCAAGGACUUACCCUGGUUCAAAGGGAUAAUAACACUUGUUGCUGGAAGAGAAAGGUGGAUGCGCAGUAUAUAUAGGAUCUAAACAUCGCUUGGUGUCCAGUCUAGUCGGUCGUUGCUCGUCCCUCCAUCUACUCUUCCUCCUCUUUCAAUCAGUGUCAUCAUCUUGUUUCAUCAUCAGCAUCAUCAUCAUCAGCUUUCAACUCAACCUAUAUUUCACCUUUGCUAUUAUGAUUGUGUUGAAUCAUCUUGCCUUAACGCUAAUGUGAGUCAGAGUGUGUCACAAGAGACCACCACACAGCAACAUCGACCCCGCAUCACUUUCCAGACAGGAGGUACCAUCAUCUUACAUUCGAUACAAUCCUCACCAUCACUUGGUUGUUGACUUUUAGCGUCUUAUUUAUUCCACUUUUCAUUCCAAUUUCAUCUCGAGACUGAAGAGGUAAAUCGAAAAAAGAUAACCGUCUGAACAAAAAUUGGCAUUCACCGUCUUCGUCUGUGCCUUGUGGUCGUUUUGAAAAUAACUUGCAUCAUCCUUGAUUAAAAGGGAUACCACAUCCUACCAGUGCCAGUGCAUCAUCCACGCCGCAUCACCAUGCCUCGCUCUUUCCUCGUCCGCCGUGUCUCCCGGCCUAACAAGGAGAAAGCCGCCAUGUGGGACUGCUUUGCAGCAGAAACAGCCAUCCAGAGUUACUAUGGUUACUCCAGCGUUAUUCAAAUUCCAUCGGCGAGGUCUGUUGUCUCAGUGCCCUCACCACGCAACCGACCCUUCCAAUUCCACACAACCUCUAACCCUACGCAAGUUGGCAGCAAGGCUAGGCAACGCAGAGGGCGCCCUAGGAGUGAGGUUGCAGGCGAAAAGAAGAAGCAGCGGGCUCAGCAAGUGACUACCCUCAACAUCCCGUCCACUGAAGGGCUUCUCAAGACCAUGGACUCCUCGCAUAGUGGUCUCUUUAUUCUAUCUACACUCGCUGAGAAGCUAGAUAACUCGGACAAACAAUACUACGACCAAAGGCGAGCUCUUUACUACCCUAGUGAUGUCAGUGGACUUCUAAAUCAAUCACCCAUUCGCCAAGCCAACAUGACCCUCAACUACGGCUCCAUCGGAGGCAACGCUCAACCCGCUGAAGGAUCUGUACCUUCCCGUGACGACCGUGCCACCACACCAUCCAGCCCCAUCAAGGCGACGUCGCCGUCGAGUAUGGUCAUCGUCCCGAUGUUAGACACCACGACCACCUCGCACUACAACAGUCAACCCGCCAGUCCGAUGUCGGCAGAGUCGCAACCUAUGGCGAUGUCGCCGCUAGAUGGAGCCAUGAUGCCUGGGCAUUCGUGUCCUGAGUGUAGGAAGAGCUACAGUACGUCAAGUAACCUGGCCAGGCACAGGCAGACGCACCGGAGCGUGACCGACCAGAAGGCCCGCAAGUGCCCGCAUUGUGACAAGGUCUAUGUUUCCAUGCCUGCACUCAGUAUGCACAUCAGGACCCACAAGCUCGGGUGCAAAUGCCACAUCUGCGGAAAGUGCUUCAGCCGCCCCUGGCUACUCCAGGGGCACAUCCGUACUCACACAGGGGAACGCCCCUUCUCCUGCCCCCAGUGCGGAAAGGCCUUCGCCGACAAGUCCAACCUCCGCGCACACGUCCAGACGCACUCCACCAUUAAACCGUACGUCUGUCAAAAGUGCAACAAAGCUUUCGCGCUCAAAAGUUAUCUCUACAAGCACGUGGAAUCUGCAUGCUACAGAGCCACAUAGAGCUACUUCGAACAUUUAUUUAUCGUCUGUCAAAAUAUGGAAUGUCGUAUUUAUGUUAAUUUAUUGAUUAUGCAAGUACUCUUCAUGUGGAAGUAGAAAACCCGACGGGAUUUCUAAGCAAGUGUCAUAUUGGUAAACAUUUAAUUUGAAUUAAAUGAUUGUAGUGUAUCGAUAGGAGUAAACAUAAAUCAUUCUAUCGAGUGGCUUGUUAUCGAGUGCCUUGUGAAUCACAUCGCCUUCAAACGUGCCUUUAAAUCAUAUCAAGUAUACCCAUAUUAUACAUUAUGUGUCUUUAAAUUCAUGUUGACUUUAUACGUGCCUUUGAAUUAUAUAACGUGCUCUCAGACGAUAUGCACCAUUUGCUCUCAAAUUAAGCAAUAAACCAUAGAGAAUUCUAAAUGUGAUUUCCUUCCACAUCUGUAUAAAGAAUUAAAAAAAAAAAAACUUUGAAGACGCAAACACAAAAAAUGUAAUAAAAACCAAAAGCCAACAGUCUUCCUUUUGUAUUAAUAUUUGAUGCCUCAAAAGAAAAGCUGUAUCCUUUAUCCAAGAAUUGGUAUACAAACAUAUUCCUAUAUGUUUAAUCGAGUUAUCAUUUUUUUUAUAAAACUUCCAAAGAACAUAUUACUAUGUUUCGAGGAAUUGUAAUGCCUGAGAUUCAAAACGUAAACUAAAGCUAUGUAGGAACUUGCGCUUGUUCAUGGUCAUGUUUGUAUUAAUUAAGGGAUCUAAUCGAGUACUUAACAAUUGCAUAACUUGAAAAGAAUAGCUUGACAAUUAAAAUAAUGCCUUCUAAUUUAAAAAGCUGGGUCGCCAGCAUGCCUACGGAAUUUCACUUUCCUUUCAAACUAUUAUCAUAUAUUUCAAAGGAAAUGUAGCCACUCCUCAUAUUUGAAGUGUUUACGCAAUUUUCCAUUUUCUAAUCCACUUUCGGCUUUAUUAACCUAGUUCCUGCCCAAACUAUUGUAAUUGCGUUAUUUUACCUUUUUGUUGUAUGUAAACCGUCGAUAUGUAUUUAAACUUUUAAAAGUCAUUUCCAUUAAUUCAGUGACGUUCCUAUUCAUGAAUAACUUUCCUUUGCAAGAAUCUAUUUUUGCAAUAAACUACUGAGUUCUUUUGUACAGUUUGCCUUUGUAAAUAUCUAUUUAUUACCUUUGAGAAGAUCAGCAAAUGAAAAUGUAUUCAUCAUUGUAAAUAGACAAGACUUAUACGAGACGAGAUGGAAUAGAUUGUGAUUUAUUUGAUGCGAAGAAUACACGCAAUAGUUUUGGAUGUAGUUUAUUGUAUUUCUAAGUUUUUAUGUUGACUUUUUAAUGUUGUUGCAUAAUUGUCUGGAAAACAGCGAUAUUGCCAACAUGCCUUGCCGGCAAACGUGCCUUAUUUUGUAAAUUUAUUUUGUAGACUAGCAGUGAAACAAUGUACAGAGUUGUGCAUUAUCAUGAUAAAACUUGGUAGCUUGUUAAUGAUAUAUUUUCGUAUGUUCAAAGUUAUAGUGAUAGAACGAGAAAAACACCCAUACAAGAUCAGAAUAUAGACAACUUUUGGAAAAACUUGAAGGAAAAGAAGAAAGGGUAUACUUUAUCUAGAUGUGAUUUUCGCGUUAUUUCGGUUUGUUAUUCUUGUUUAAAGCAAGUGUUUAUGAUCAUACAAAACAACAGUCAGAAUUAAAACAGACAGAAUAAAAAUGGCAAUUUCAUUAUCAUUGCAUGGUUUAUCCAAACGGUUUUCUACCAGUAUUAUCAUAUUUCAAUGGAGCUUCGUGAAUCUAAAUUUAUUGUUUUUAAAAUAUUGUGAGAUCAAUAAGUGUGAGUGAGAGUGUGUUAAUUUAUACAUGUAUUGAAUAAAUAAGCUUUAAUUUGUUAAUAUUGAUUAUGUUGUCACGUGACUUUUUCUACUUCAUGUGGAAUAAAUGGACAUGGAACUAUAAA